UCAAAAAAAAAUUUGCACAAAUAAAUAUAGAGCUCGCUUUUUGCUGAUUUGAUUACUCAGUGUGAGCAAUUGGGGGAAGCACCGUCGAAGUGGAUUGACCCAACACUGCACGGAUUCAUCGCUAAAGAAAAAGAUUUGAUUUCUAGUGCUCGUUCUUGUUAUGCUUAUUCGGUGCUUGUUUUAGGUACCUCUACUUGGUGGAGCAUUUUGUGCAUGCACAUGGCAUUUAUUUUAUAACUCUUGAGUCCCUAGAGGAAUCAUGUCAGAGUUGGAGGAGACUAAACGAGAGACAUGGAUACAAGAGAUGGAUGAUGCUUUUGUUGAUGCUUUUUUGCAUCAACAUAAUGAUGAAAAUAAAGUUAGUGGCUUCUUCACUUCUAAGACUUAUGAAACCAUCAUAAAGGAGUUGCAACAGAAAUAUGGACGCCCGUUUGAGAAAGAAACGAUGAAAAGUCAUUGGAAAUUAGUAAAAAGACAUUUUUUCAAGUGUUAUGACUUGUUCAAGAAUGGCUUGAGUGGGUUUCCUUGGGACCCAAUUACAAAACAAUGGUGCGCUGAGCUUGAAGUUUGGCAAAAGCUAAUUGAGGCUAAGCUUGAAGCAAAAGAGUGGAUGGAAAAGUCUAUUCAUAAUUAUGACAAGCUGAUGAUCGUGUGUAGAGGAGAUAAAGCUAUUGGACAACAUGCUGAGAUUGCCAAAGAUAUUAGAAACAAAAGGUCAUUGCCUGGAGAAUCUGAGUCCAUAGAAACCAUCGAGUUGACCUUCAAGAGUGCUCAAGAGGUUGGCAAUGAAAAUGAAGUUACAUAACCUGAAGUACAAGAUACUCACAGUCAAGAGGUUAAAUCUAAAGGGCUAAAAGGUCAAAGAAUGACGAAGCUGAAUGGAUAAAAGUGGCACUUCAAGAUAUUGUUGGAGCUCUUAGAGAGAGUACCGUUAUUUAUGAGAAAGUUUAGUAAAAACUUCCAAUUCCUGAAGCUAAAAUUUGGAACCUUUUGGAGGAUUUAAAGAUUGAGAAUCAAGUGUUAACACGUGCAUAUCUUUAUCUUCUCGAUAAUCAUGAGAGAAUUAGAGCAGUGAUUGGUUGUCCUCUAGACUAACUCGAGGAGUGGCUACUUGGGAUGGUACUUGGUCCUUGGAGGUAAUUGCUGAAGUUGUAAAAUGGUUAUAGCCAGUCAUAAAGGAAGGUGGAUACAAUUUAAUAACAAAUCUCAUAACUUUAUGAUAAAUCUAAUAACUAUAUGAUAAAUAUUUUGAUGAUUUCAUCAAUUGUCCUUUUAAGUUGUAUGAUAUUUCAUGUUAUCAUCGUAGAAUUUCUUUUCAAUUUGUGGAUUUUGAGUAGGAAGGUUUUGACUCUUAACAUCAAAUGGAGUUUAUGCAAUUGGUGUAUCCUAGGUCAUGUAUGUGUAAUAAUAUUUGAAUGUUCUCAUAUACAAGUUACG
This is a messenger RNA of Gastrolobium bilobum, 1437 nucleotides long. RefSeq lists its product as uncharacterized. The record is from RefSeq and is a predicted model, not a curated record. Lineage: Eukaryota; Viridiplantae; Streptophyta; Magnoliopsida; Fabales; Fabaceae. The transcript is spliced from 4 exons. Bases 260 to 805 code for a protein of 181 amino acids.